Messenger RNA from Paramuricea clavata, 13410 nucleotides. The record is from the annotation of a GenBank genome assembly. Lineage: Eukaryota; Metazoa; Cnidaria; Anthozoa; Malacalcyonacea; Plexauridae.
AUGAAGUAAGUUGUGCAUGAAUUGACAGGCAAGAACUUGUUCAGCAUUCUAUUGUUUUUACAACGAAUUAUUGCCGAUAUGUUGAUAGGUCAAUGUGUUUUUUACGCAAUAUACCGCCAUAUAUACGGCCGGUGUUAUAAGAGUAUCAAUUUUGCUCGAACAAAACAAAGACUUCCUAACAUGUUAAACAGCAACUAUGAACCCAUCCCAGAAGCUUCGUGACAAAGCAAAAAAAAAGAAGUAAAUAUUAAAAAUUUGUGCCAGACGCCACCAGAAGAUUCUUGUCUUGUGACUGUCAUAUGAUGCGAAAUUCCCUGUGUCUACAUCGCCUGAUUUUUUUAACCAAUCAGCACGGGGCUUACUCAAUAUGGACCAAUCGGAGGUGACGUUGUAAAGGUCGAUUCUUCUCGCAUUUCGCCCUUGUCGACGACCUUUUCAAAACUUGUAUUUUAAAGUGAGUGUAUUAUUUCGCAACUUGGCGAUUUUAAAAGCUUUUCUCGCUGAACGUGGGUGUAAUUUAACAGUGGGAAGACCUGAAAAGCCUUGUUCCAAAGUUUAAAGCUUUGGUGGUGUUUCAAACGACGAAUUCGCGAUGAAAAUAUAUCUUGUUUUGUUUGUUGUUUUUCAUAGCCUCCGCAUUGCCAACUCGGGUACGUACAUUUUGAGGUUGCAAAAGACAUUUUCAUUCAAAUGAAAAUUUUGGAUAAAAAUUUUUAUUUUAUUUUUUUUUAAACAGGCUGACAAUUACACUCGUAAAGAUGGUUACUGUAUGUGGUAUGGGCAAUGCGGAAUGAAUCCUUCGACUAACAAGCCUAUAAACUGCCUUUACAACGGACCGGCGAAGCCAGUCGAUGGCCCAAAAUCUCGUGAAAUCUUAUUCGAGUUAUGCCCAGAAUUUGCACACAACGAUAGCAAAGUCUGCUGUUCGCACAGCCAACUCGUCAGCCUACAGUCUGGCAUACAAAGCGCCCAACAAAUGAUGGCUCGUUGUCCGGGUUGCUGGAAGAAUUUUCGCGAGCUAUAUUGUCGUAUGACAUGCAGUCCUAACAAUUCAAUGUUUAUAAACGCCAAAGAACUGAGCGCUAAUAAGACAGCUAUAACCGCAAUAGACUAUUAUGUCGAUAAGGCGUUUAGAGAUGGAUUGUACAACUCCUGUAAAAAUGUCGUGUUUCCAAGUUCUGGUCAGAAAAUCAUGAGUUUCAUGUGUGGUACUUCUGCUGACAAGUGCACCCCCUUGAAAUUCUUAAAUUUUAUGGGCAAUCCUGUACGCAAUGGGGAGUCACCCUUUUCGAUCGACUACCCAACGACACACGAUGACAGUAUCGACCCAAUGUAUGUUAAGAUAAAGUUAUGUAACGAGACUGUGUUUCGACCAGUUACCAACAAAACAAGUAAGCCGUGCAGUUGUCAGGAUUGUAUCGAAUCAUGUCCACCUUUGCCACACUACACACCUACCAAGCAUUGGGAAUUGGACAUCGGAGACAUUCACUUCAACAUAAUCAGCUUUGCGACCUUGCUGGUGUAUUUGGCAUUUCUCGUACUUUUCAUCGCCGGUAGCAUCUUGUACUAUAAGUUCUCUAGCAAGCCUAGCUACCAAACCCACCAGUACCCACAAGCCGUCAUCGGAAGUCGUCAACGUUCGUUAGGCGUGCUGGCGAGGCUCGGCAAUAGCAUGGAUAGGACAAUUAAAAACAUUUUCACAAGAUGGGGUAACAUAUGCUGCGACUAUUCAAUAGUCGUUAUUAUCGGCGCUGUAGUCUUCAUUAUAAUUUGUUCCGUUGGUCUACUGAAGUUCACGGUUGUGACGGAUCCUGUCAAGCUGUGGUCGUCCCCAGGUAGUCAAGCAAGGAGAGAAAAAGAUACAUUUGAUAAUAAAUUUUCACCAUUUUACCGUACAGCUCAAAUAAUUUUCUCUGUCAAGCCGGGGAGCAAAUGGAACAGUAAAAGUUGCAGUUAUAAGCCUUACUUUGCCAAACAUUGUAAACUAACUGGCAAGAUAUUACAUUUUGAAGUGCUUCAAAAGGUAUGCUAUUAAUAUAGUUACAGCCGGUCACAGACGAGCAAGUUUUCUAUGACAAGUUUUUAUGUGACAAGUUGUAUUUGCCAGGUGCAUGUGUGUUUAUGCAACAAAUUUUAUACAGUAUGACAAGUUUUCAUAUGACAAGUUUCGUGUCAGAAAAAGGUGUUUAUCGCGCCGCCGUGACAGAAAAAUUAUAAUAGUCCGAUGGCCAAACACAUCAAAUGCUCAGAGUUUGCUUUGUUGACCCAUACAGACAAACAAAAUUUGUACUUAGACAAUUUUUCUAUGACAAGUGCACUUGUUCAAAAGCUAGCAAAAACUUGUCAAAGUUGCGCAUACAGACGAGUAAAUAAAACAUGUAUCGCAUAAAAACUUGUCAUAGAAAACUUACAAAUAUAUAAGGAGAUUUCCUAAUUUCCUCGAGCAUUGAUAUAAACUGUAUAUAUCAAUAUGGAGAAAAUGUUAUAGCCAACUAUGUUAAUCAAAGCACAUUAUUAAUACUGUACUUGUUUAUUUUCCUGUUUAUGACUGACUUGUUUAUGUCUGACUUGUUUAUUACUAGUACAAAAGAUUGUCCAUGUAUACCCCGUCCCCCCCUGUAUAUAAGCUCCCCAUUGAAUAAGCCCAUCAAAAAUCGCUUACGAAAGUAUAUAAGCCCAGGGCUUAUAGUCACGGUUAACAAUUAUACCAUGAGCUCGAGUCGUAUAUGAGCUGAUAGCCGACGAGGUGCGUAGCACCGAGUCUGCUAUCAGCCAUAUACGACGAGAGCGAAUGGUAUAAUUGUUUUAUAAUAUAGUCCAAUAGCCAUUAAAUGAAGCAAUAAUUAAUUAUCCUCUGUUACAAUGUCUUGACAAUUUGUUCGGCCAAAAACUGAUUGGCCUUGAAAAUUUGAAAUACUUUUGUUUUACAACUCAAAGUGAAAGAAAUGGUUUUAGAACCGGUAUAUCUCACAGAAAAGCUCAGAUAUAUUGUCCUGCUUCGCAAAACUCAUGUAGUUUUUCGAUCGCCAUCUUGUUUUUCGCUACUCGCCAUAUAUGAGCUGAUAUACGGCGAGUAAUUCAACCAAUCAGAUUGCAGAACAGCUCAUAUAUGGUGAAUGACUAUAUUAUAAUUUACGAUAAUUUGCGUACUUGCAUACCAGAGGUACGCCAAUAUUCCUGUCUGGUACUUCUAGUCCAGUCAAAUCACUAUAAGUACACGGUCCUGAUCAAAGUAAUUGCAAUAGAUUUGUUUUCAGUGGUAAAGUGUGAGAAAAGUUGUUCUGAUUAACAUACUAAAUAUCCCAAAAAAUCCCUUUGGUGGAACAUGGUGAAAAUCCAGUUUUUCUUACUUCUACCUAUAGAAAACCAUUGUGGACAGAAUGUUGAAAUUUUGAAAUUAUUUUUAGGCAAAAUAUUAAUGUAACCUACAUUAUUGGAAUGCUUAGGUGCACUAAAAUAUAAACUAAAAUAUAAAUCAUUAAACGGUUAUCUUGCUUUUGCCUAUCCAGCCAAAGUUAUACCAGAUUUAAAAUGCCAUAAAUUUGUAUUUUGUGCAAAUUUUGCACUAUUUUUCCAACUUUGAGCUAGAAUAACGACAAACUGACCAGUAAAUUGAAUAUAACUGUUUAAUGAUCUAUAUUUUAGUUUUUUCUAAGCUUUCCAAUAAUGUAGGUUACAUUUGCCUAAAAGUGAUUUCAAAAUUUGAACAUUCUGUCCACAAUGGUUUUCUAUAGGUACAGUAGAAGUAAGAAAAACUCUAUUUUCACCAUGUUCUACUGAAGGGAUUUAUUUUUAUUUUUAGUAUGUUAAUCAGGACACCUUCCCUCACAUUUUACCAGUGAAAAAAAUUCUAUUGCAAUUUCUUUGACCUCUGGUCGCAGAUUGACUGGACUAUUCUUUGUUUUCAGUCACAUAAAAAUUUCUGAUUAUCGGCUUCAAUCGAUUAAUUUCCGAUUAUCUGCUCAUCAUGACAUGUAACAUGUUUUGGUUGGUCUGUAUGGAGUGAAAUAUCUCUAUGAAAUAUUUUCUUUUCCUCUACUGUAGGUUUUAAAAGUGCAAACACAUUUGAUUCAUAUGACGGCAGAUUAUGGUUCAGAGAAGAUCACCCUUCAAGAUAUCUGUAAGAAACCCAUGGCACCAUACAACAAUAACUGCACUGUCAUGAGUGCUCUUCAGUACUGGCAAAAUGAUGCGAAGAAAUUAAACAAAUGUAUUACGGCAUUUGGGAAACCUUGUAAUUCACCAACGUACAAAUUCCCAAGUGCAGCGUGGGGAGACCAUCUUUAUGCAUGUGCUGAGUAUGUAAAAUAUGUUUGAGUAUACACUUUCUGAAACUACUGUAGACGUCUCUUUGGCUAUAGGCCCAUUGCACUGACGUCACAAAUUCUUAGAGUGUCCUCCAGAUGCUCCCUAACAAUAUCUGUUCGGGUAUAACAACCACAUGUACAGUGGCACAGAAAUGAACCAUUUUAAUACAAAAUAAUUAUAAAGUUUUGCAGAAGUUGCUUUGUUUAUAAAAUUAGUUUACAAAUUUGGAUUACAAACCCUAAUGUUAAUUCCACCAAGUGAAGUGCAAGAAUCCAUAUCAUCGAAGUUUGUUUACAAAGUUAUAUUAUGCAUGGAUUGCUAAUUUGUCCACCAGGUGCAUCGGCACCGGGGCUGUGGCGUCAUGUGCAAUGCGGUCUAUAGAGCCAUUUUAUACAUUUUGUGUGUAUGUUGUCUGUCAAUCACGUAAAGGUGACGUUGUUGAUGUCGAAUCUUUUUAUGAUAAUUUACAACGUCACAUGUUACUGCAACCAAAGUUUGUAAAAUGGGUCACAUUUCCACUUACAGUCAAACCAGAUGUUCUCUUGCAAGCAACAUUGCAAUAUUGUCCCACAAUAUUGCAGUUUUGAUAGGCAGAUUGCUCUGAGCAAUUUGCAACCAAUGCGAACAAAUUGCAAGUUUUGAAAUUCACAAAAGAUUUGUAAACAAAGCCUCUGAUUGGACUAUAAGAAAGAGGAAAGCACCAGGCCUUGAAUUUCCCUGAAAUCAAUUGACAGCAAUGGCGUUAAAAAUUGCCGUAGAACGUAACAGCUGUCUACGGCAAUUUUGGCGGUUUCCACAGCAUUUUUCAAAUUACUGUAAUAAAACUUUAAUUUUAUUGUUAUGUUGGAUUUUUGACAAGCUAGAAACAUGUCUACGUAUUUCUUUAGUGGUUUUUCUUCAAAGAAAACUGAGACUAAAAUUGUGAUUUACGCAUUGCCGUCAUUACCGUAAUGAUUCACUGCAUUUUGUUCUCCCUCUACGGCGAUUGCUGUGAUAAAAUUAGAGCCCUGAAAAGCACUAACCCAGUUGCUCAGACUAUUUGAUUGGCUUCCUUUUUGCCAAUAGUCCAAUCCGAGGCUUUUGUUUACAAAUCUUUUGUGAAUUUCAACUUGCAAUUUGUUCGCGUCGGUUGCAAAUUGCUCAGAGCAAUCUGCCUAUCAAAAUUGCAAUUUUGUGGGACAAUGUUGUAAUGUUGCUCGCAAGAGAACAUCCGGUUUGACUGUAAAGGGUUAAUCAUGUUCAUUUCUUUUCAAAUAUAGCAAUCCAACAUCAACAAAUGAUUCAACAGCUCUUGGUCUACCAUGCACCAGUCUAUUUGGCGGUCCAGUCUCACCAAGCAUUGCAUUUGGCGGUUAUGAAGGCAACAAUUACACUGACGCCAAAGUACUAGUGGUAACGUUUGUCAUUAAUAACCAUAACGACGACUCUAAAAACGACAAAGCCAAAGCAUGGGAGAAGGAGUUCCUUAAUUACAUGAAAAAUUUUAAGGAUCCCGAUUUGGAUGUUGCGUUUCGGGCAGAACGAUCCAUCGAGGACGAGAUUGAGCGAGAGAGUCAUGCUGAUAUCUACACAAUUAUUGUCAGUUAUUUGAUUAUGUUUCUCUACAUCACAUUUGCUUUGGGGCAAAUUAAUCAAUGUGAUCGAUUUAUGGUAGGUACAUAUGUGGAGUAAUGUUUUAAAGACAUUAUUUGCCUGGCUUAUUUUGAAAGCCCUGCCAUUCUCAUCUGUCAGUUUAAUUAAGUUAAUCUCACUACAGAGGCUUAUAAUUAAUAACGUUCAAAAUUUGUCCAGAAAAAUGUCCGGCCAAAAUGAAAUUUGAUUGGAAACUUUCCAUCUUGGCAGGACAUUUUUUUAUUCCAUUUUUGAUUCCAUGCCUUUUUUGGUUAAAUUGAGCCAAUAUAUAAAUAAUUUUUUAAUGCAAACACUGGCCAGUACAGUUAAAUUUAUGUAGUGAAAUUUAAUUUUUUCAACCCCUUAUAUGUUAACUGAAUAAAUGCAUUGCAACAUAUUCCCUAAUGCGCCCUACUUUAUUAUUUUACUCUGUCUAGAUGAUUUCACUUUGUACUCUAAAGCAAGCAGGGCCUUAGCUAGGAUUUUAGAUCUUGGGCGUGUUUCCAAUGACCAGGGCGUGCACAUGUCAAUUACCUUGAAUAGCAAAAUCACGGUUCUAGUUAUGCUCGCCAACAACAAUGCCUGUGGUUGUUCUAUGCUUUGCAACCAAAUACAAGGCGAGCAUACGCUCAUAUUGCGCACUGACAUUAGAAUAUUAAGUUAUUUCAGCAACUCUUGGGGGUAUUUAAAACAUUUUAACUCCAUACAGUUCCCAUUAUCCAUCAAAAUAUUAAAACAUCACAAAUCACUUUUGCCAAUUCAACAACAACAGUAGAUUUUACAAACUUUCUUACGACGUAAAUUGGAAGAAAUUCUGUCGGUUGUAAGUAGCAUGCACCACCUUAUUUUAUGAACCUACACGGCCUUAUAUAAAUAAUGAAGCCGCGUUCAUUUUAUCUAGCCGUGUUUUUCCACUUUUGGCCGCGAUAACACGGCCAACACGGCCCUCUAGCUAAGACCCUGAAAGCAAGACAAUUUAGUCUUCAAGAUGAGUGUGAACCGUGUAUCUGCCCACAUAUCUAAUUACGCAUUGAGUUGCAUUGCACCUGAAUGACUGCCCUACUUUUUUUAUUUAAUUUAAACUCUGUCUAAUGCCAAAUGGUUGCACUAUUCAGGAGGAGAGCGCUAGAUGUACUCAAUGGGUUGUACUGUAUCUAAACUUGUUGCAAAUAUUACUUUCUAGAUUGACUCCAAAUUCAGCCUGGCAUUUGGUGGCAUCAUGAUCGUGCUUGGCUCUGUCCUCUGUUCCUUGGGUAUCUUCAGUUUUGCCAACAAACCGGCAACAUUAAUCAUCAUCGAAGUCGUACCAUUCCUUGUACUGGCUGUUGGUGUUGAUAACAUCUUUAUACUUGUGCAGAAGUACCAGCGAGAUCUGCAGCAACCGGGUGAAACUGUCUCGAAUCAGAUUGGACGAGUGCUUGGUGAAGUUGCUCCGAGUAUGUUGUUGACGUCUACCUCGGAAGCGGUGGCUUUUGCCUUCGGUAAGGGUAUUAUUGAUAAUAGAUCACCAAUAUGAUUUAAAGUUCUUGUGUAAAAACAUGAGCAGACAAAUCAGCUGAUCACCUAAAACUUAUCACGUAAUGGUUCACACGUUUCUAGCAUUCUCGUGCAUUUCCUCCGGAUUUGAGAGUGAGUUACUGUAGGUCUUAUGAAAUCAUACCAAGACAGUGGUUAAGUUAGAAUUUCAAAAAAAUCCUAUGUUAGAAAAUGAAAAAGUCGCAAAAACCGGUUUUACGGUUUAACCGGUUUUAAGUCGGACGGUUUACCGGUUUUUAUUUUAAUCAAAACAACCCAAGCCUAGAAGAAAGUGCUACCUUUUCAUUGACAUCCAUAAAUGGGUUAGAGAAACUCAAUAAACAACAUCUCGGUUUCUUUCUUCUGAGGAUGGGUAGAACCUCCGUUUGGUUUUAUAAUCUGGAAAUAAAGAAAUCUUUCUUCAGUAUUUUGUUAUUUUUCCAACACGAAACAGCCACACAUUUGGAAACUGAGACUACAAGAGAAUCUUAAGUAAUUGUAAUAUUAAGGUUGCCUUAAAACCCUAUUUGACCUUAGGCCAUAUUUUCGCAAAGCCAAAAGAUCCUGUUGAAAAAAAUCAGAAGACUCAUGCUAUAUAUUCUAUACCAUGCGGUGACUGCGAUAAAGAGUAUUUGGGUCAGUCUAAACGCCAGUUUGGUACACGGCUAAAAGAACAUCAAAAGGCUGUUUCAACUUUAGACAAGGGAAAAUCAGCUUUAGCCGAACAUGUAUGUUACACCAAACACAAGAUUGCGUGGGAAAACUCUAAAGUAAUUACCACAAACAAUCGCUAUGGUCAAAGACUUUGCCUAGAAGUGUGGCAUAUAAAUAUGAGUCAUCGUGCUUUGAAUAGGGAUGACGGCGCCUAUUUGCCAGAAGAAUAUAUGCAUCUUCUUGGCAGGUGACGUCAUCCCUUGGGUAUUUAAGAAGCCACGAUCGCAGUUUUAGAUCACCCCUGAUGAAGACACUAGACUGGAGUGUCGAAACGUUGGGUCUUGAUUACAAUUCAACUGGGCUUUGUAAUCAUUUAUUUAAACCAGAGUAGCGAGCGAAACAUGAAUGAGACUACCAGUUCUUUAGUGCAUAUUUGUUACUGACUUUCAAGGCCUGAGAAAAGUACCAACAGGCAACUCUAAUAGGAAGACAACACUACAGUAGAUUGAAAUGCCUUAAUUGUUUUAUUAGGUGCCCUGUCAUCCAUGCCAGCUGUCAAAGUGUUCUCACUCUACGCAUCUGUUGCUGUGUUUGUCAAUUUCCUUCUACAAGUUACGUGCUUUGUUGCAUUGAUGUCCUUAGAUGUCAGACGUCAACAGGUAAUUAGUGCUAUAAUCAUAUAGUCGCUGGAAUAUACUGUAAAUAUGAGGUAAAACCUAAUUUUAAUUUAGAAGUGCCAAUCACUGUUGUUUAAUUUGAGUAAAUUAAAAAUAAUUAAAAACUCAUUGACAAUGGACCAUUCCCCAAUUAACCCAAAUUUUGAACUCAACAAGUCUAGACAAAAAUUUUAUCACAGCUUGAAAGAGCAUCGCAAAAUUAGUAAUAUUCCAAAGUUUCGUUGCAAAAUGUUGUAAAAUGCGGAUAAUAUAGCCUUGCGAAGUUUGCAAUUUUCAGUCAUUUUAGAUUACAAACUGGAAAUGGUUACCACUUUUGUACGUACAGUAAUACAAAAUGACUGAAAAUUACAAACUUCGCAAGGCUAUAUUAUCCGCAUUUUAUAACAUUUUGCAAUGAAACUUUGGAAUAUUACUAAUUUUGUGAUGCUCUUUCAAGCUGUGAUGAAAUUUUUGUUUAGGCUAGUUAAGAUCAAAAUUUUGGAAAAGUGGUAACCAUUUCCCGUUUGUAAUCUAAAAUGACUGAAAAUUGCAAAUUUCGCAAGGCUAUAUUAUCCACAUUUUACAGCAUUUUGCAACGAAACUUUGGAAUAUUACUAAUUUUGCGAUGCUCUUUCAUGCUAUGAUGAAAUUUUGUCUAGACUUGUUGAGAUCAAAAUUUUGGUUAAUUGGGGAAUGGUCUAUUCAUGAGGAAAAGGCAAAUGAAAUCACCGCCGUGUAAAAAAUCAUGUUCAUUUACAUAAACUUUAGCUUUGAUUUUCUCCGUUUAAUUAACCAACACAUUUCUAAAAAUUACUUUGCCAAUGAAUUCAUCAGAUGGGUAAUUUUUAAGCCAUUUAACCCAUUAAGCCGCAAAGCUUCCCCAUUGAUGAGUAAAAUUGUCUGGUGUAAGACAAUUAGUAAAAAAAAUAAGUAGGGCGCUCUGGGGUGCAUUGCGGCUAAAUGGGUCAACUACUGUUGAAACUUUGUCAGAUUUUUUGGUUAACCCAUUAAGCCCCAGAGCUUUUCCAUUGACGAGUAAAAUUGUCUGCCAUUGGACAAGUAAAAAAAAAAAUAAGUAGGGCACACUGGGGCGCAUUGCGGCUAAAUGGGUUAAAAUACUUGCAGUCCACGCUUUGUGAGAUAUAAAACACUCAAGCUGCACUCAGACUAAGCACUCUCGUGUUUUUUAUCUGAUAAACACACCUGCUCAUGUUUUAAAUAGUACUUACAUGGCAAAUUGUGGUCUGUGUGUCUUACUUUAUUAUUUUACUAUGUCUAGUGCCAGGCAAUUUUUACACGUGCUGCCUGCCACUCAAUGGGUUAAUGUUGUAUUAUACUUUACUUUCCAGGGAGAACGUUUUGAUGUCAUUUGUUGUUAUAAGAAUUCCAAAGUGCCCAAAAGGAAAAACACACCUAGUCUUCUUUAUCAAUUCUUUGAUAAAAUCCUAUCACCAGCACUAUUGUCAGAGUUUGUACGUCCUGCAGUGGUGAUUUUGUUCACCACAUUACUGGCUCUCAGUAUCAUGUUCAUACCUAGUAUCGAAAUUGGUCUGGAUCAGUCUCUUUCCAUGCCUAAGGUAAGAAAUAAUGCAUUUAUUCUGAAUAGGAGGUUGUGUUGAUGAGUAGGCGGCUGUCAGGGAUGAGUCUUAAAUUCAUCCAAAUUAACUACUGUAGUGUAUGUUGAUUAAUAGAUAGUAACACAACUGAGCUCUGUGACCAAAUUAUAAUGUAUCACUCCAUUCUUCAACAAAAUUACCUCUAAGAUUUAAGAUAGCAAAUACUAAAUCAGUUUUACGAAAUAGCAUGUCGUUUUCUAAGAUUUAAGAUAGCAAAUACUAAAUCAGUUUUACGAAAUAGCAUGUCGUUUUCAAAACAAAUAACCAGGUUAUAAAGUAGACCAGGCUCAUGAAAAAAAAUAACUUCGUUUGAAAGCUUAGAUUGGAGGAAUGAGAGCAGAAUUGAUAUUUCAAGUACUAAGCUUAUAUAGGUAAUCAUGAGAUGGCGAGUACAAUUGGGGAUUAAUAGUACGAGUUUGGAAAUUUUGCCAAAAUUGGACGAGCAGCCGGGGCGGGGCCAAACAUCACGAGUACUAUUAAUCCCUAAUUGUAAGAGCAACAUCACAUGAUUACUUGUUUAUUAUUAUCAUGACAAAAUUGGAUACUUCUCCGUCAACAUCAUAUUCUCUCGCCAAAGCCCAGUCCUGCCAGACUUUCAAUCAAAAUUUGGUACUUUUGUUCGUAUUUUCAUUUAGUUCUUUUGUUAAUUAAAUUAAAGCAAAAUUUGGAGCUUUUGUUCGUAUUUUCAUCUAGUUCCUGAAGGGCAAUUUCAUUUCACAUUCGUGUUCAAAAUACCUUUCCGCCAUUUUGUUUGUUUUGGGAAAAUCAUUAAUUGUACUGCAGUACAAUUACAGUGCGUCUACUGUAAGUUUGGCCACUUAGAGAACACUAACCAAUCGCAUUGCAGAACAGAAAGAAAAAUCUAAUCAAACUAAAGCUCGUCCAAUCAAAAGAAAGAUUCAGGAAGCCAUUAACUGCAGUGUUUACUUGUACAAGUCUAUUUUUACCGUUUGACAUUCGUUUAUUUGUUCGAAUUGUUUUUGCCCUAAUGCUGAUUGGCUAAUGCGCCGUUUGUUGAUUUUUCACUUUCUGUUCUGCAAUGUGAUUGGUUAGUGUUCUCUAAGUGGCCCCACUUACAGUAAACGCACUGUAACGAAAUAAUUGUACUCCUCUCAACCAAUCAGCAUCCAGUAAUUUUGUCAUAAAGUAAUUGGCUGUUGAACCUUGUGGAACCUGCAGCUUGCUUGAGUUCCGAUCGUCGCUGGCUUAUUUUGAAAAGCCAACCACCAACCCUGACAUGAUGAGCUCGGCAUUUGCCGAUUACUGACCUGAAUUCCGGUACUCAAACUCCUGACCUCAGCUAAGGGAAACUAACCAGCAAUAUUUCAAUUUCUCCAGGAUUCUUACAUGAUUACAUACUUCAAAAUGCAGCAGGAAACGCUCAAAGUUGGAGCUCCAGUCUACUUUGUUGUCGAUAAUCCAAAAUAUCCCUACCAACUGCGUCAAUGGCAGAACAAAGUAUGUGGGGGAUCUGGCUGUGAUAAUGAUUCUCUUAUACAGAUUGCAUAUGAGGCAUUUCGCAGAUCUGAGCAGUAAGUAUUUAAUUAAACUACAUUGAUGGUACACUAAAAAUCCGCAUAAAAGAAAUACCACCAGCCCUCUCUCCUAUGCAGAGCUUUCCUGACUUUUUAACAAGCCAAAGCUUCGAUAUUGUAAGACAUACGUAAACAAGGUGAUUCGCCGAAGCGAGAGAUAGAGGCGCUAGUCUAGCACCUUUAUCCCUUGUUUAUGUCUUGUAAUAUCGAAGCUUCGCCUUGUUAAAAGCCAGAAAAGCUCUGCGGGGGAGAGAGCUACCAGCCUGAGAUUCAAGUAAGCACCCAAAAUUCCAAGAACCACUUCAGACAGACAAAUAAUACUGGUUCUACAAAAUCCCUUUAGAAUGCAUGUUUUAGGGGUGGCAGGUAUACAGGCAGGUAUGUGCUUGAAUUAAAAUAGCAAUUAGUACUGGCUUUUGCAUGAUAUGAAGAGUUAUGAAGCCCUAAAAGUUUGUGCUAUCACCCUUGCUCAGUAAUUGUUAAUUAUUUGCACCCUGGCCAUUGUGCUAACAUUGUAACCAAGGCCGGAUUUUGGUGGAAAUAGUUGGGGAGGUGGAAAAUUUAGGGCAGGUGCAGCGGUCUAGCUCACGACCCCCAUGGAAAGUUAGGGCUUAGAACGGGCCAACAUCAACAACGUGACAUGUGCAUGUAGUGUACAUAUGUAUCAGUGUAUUAAUGAAUUAUGACUGCAUGUGCAACUCAUCCAAUUUAGCCCUUCAUUACAAUUACUGCAAAGUUUCUGUAAAAAAACAUUGCAUUAAAAGGGCACUUGACACAGAGAUGAAUAUGGUUAUCACUGUUUCAAUUUUACAGAAAAAAAACUGUAGACCCUAAGGAACCAAAAAAUGUCAAAUUUUCAAAUUUUUUUUAAAAUUUUGAUCUAUCAUUGAAACUUUCCCAAGGGGAAAUGCAUGACUUUUCAGGUGAGGUGAAAAAAUUCUCAGGGGAGGUGCAAGACGAUCUCAGGGGAGGUGUACCUCCCCUCAAAAUCUGACCAUGGUUUGGACAGAAUUUCAAAGUUAUAACUUAAGUACAUGUAACUGUACAGUAUGUCUUCACACAGAGAACAGUGGUGUAUUCAUGGUGCACAUUUAUUUGAUAUAGAACAAAAAUUGGUAUGUCUUUAUCGUCCUGGUUGGAUGACUACUUCAGCUGGGCAGAUCCUUCAGGCAAAUAUCCAUGUUGUCGCUUGUUGGAUUACAGUAACAAAACUGGCCAUAAAGUAAUUCCUAAACCUGGCACAUUUUGUAAUGCAUCAAGUGAGUAGAUACGUCCAUAUGCCAACUUUAGCUUCCGCAAUGCAUAAUAUUGUUGUUCUUUACAUCUUAAAAGCCGUCUAAUUACGCAUAUGACGUGACUUGUAUAUUUCUCUCUACAGUGACAGAAAGUUAUUAUCAUUGCCAUUCCUGCUUGUUAAAUAAUCAAAUUGGUCAACGUCCGAACACAACACAGUUCAGGAAAUAUCUACCGUAUUUCCUAAAAGACAAUCCAGAAAUUAACUGUACAAAGGGGUAA